This is a messenger RNA of Acytostelium subglobosum LB1, 2463 nucleotides long. RefSeq lists its product as hypothetical. The record is from RefSeq and is a predicted model, not a curated record. Gene Ontology annotation, biological process: cell migration; regulation of Arp2/3 complex-mediated actin nucleation. Gene Ontology annotation, molecular function: protein binding. NCBI's taxonomy places the organism in Eukaryota, Evosea, Eumycetozoa, Acytosteliales, Acytosteliaceae. The transcript has 6 exons. The coding region runs from base 1 to 2463 and encodes 820 amino acids. Gene Ontology annotation, cellular component: plasma membrane; lamellipodium.
AUGGCAAAAGAUGAUAAACUACAGAAUGUAGAGUUGGUCGAAGCUGAUCAACCAUAUAUUCUUGAACAGAUGGGACCGAUAGGUGGAUUAUUUGGAGAAGAGAUAGCAUUUCAGGGUGUGGUAGAGGUCAGCGAAGCAGGUGCAGAGCUCAAACAGAGGAUAUUGGUCAUAGGUCGUUACAAGACUCUAAUCAUCAAGAAGACAAAGUUCAUCAAGAAACUAAAACGACUCAUACAUCACUAUGAUCUCGUCGAGAUUGCUGAACCAUCCUCAAACGCUGGUCCUGCAAUAUCAGAUUACACCUGUAUCGAGAUCAAACAUAAGAGCAAUGCGGCUACAGCUACGAGUGUACCAGGAGUUGCAAUACCUACAUUGUUUAUAAAGGCACCUGAUCGCAAAAUUGAGAAUAUCAUCAUCAAAGCUAUGGUCUUUAUGACUUAUACAAUCUCAAGGGGCUUCCCUCCUGAAGCCCUGCUCAAGAUAAGCCUGCCCAAGGACAGGUAUCAAUCACCUCCUUUCAAUCAUGAGUUUGGAAUUGAUGGAAAGGGCAUUGCUGAGCAAUAUGUCGCACACUCACAUUACUUCAAUCGCAAGGCUACAUUGGACUUCCUCAGACACUUGGAAACAUUGUAUCACACUAGAUAUCCAGAGAUUGACUUUGGACAGAUACCUGGCAUCGAUCCAACAUGUUCCCUUGGAUUCAACUUGUUCACAGCCAUCACAUGCCUCAGACAUAACCCAUUCAUCAAGUCAUUGAAGAUAUGCAAUGUACCUCACAUCAAUGUUGUAUCGUCAGUCUCGGAAAUGAUGUAUACCAACACGGCUAUAUCAGAGAUCACAUUGUCAAACCUUCUGUCUGAGCAGUCGUUCGCUCCACUUGGCGUGACACUUCAGCACAUUGGCCAUCACAGCGCGCUGCAGGUGCUGAACCUCUCGAGCAACACUUUCUCCUACGAUGCAACAUCCCACCCAAGGGCAUGGCAUUGCUCUUCCCAGGCAUUCGAGCGCAACUUUGCCAUGUCACUCACACUCGAGAAGCUGAACCUGUCAGGCAAUCGCUUCCAAGACACAGGCACGUCGGCGUUUGUCUCGUGGCUUUGCAAGAUCAGGGGCGUACACGCUCUCAAAGAGCUGCGCCUCUCGGCGUCACAGCUCAACUUUGGCAUGCUGGCUGCGGCCCUGCGUGCACUCGAGGCUAUCGAACUGAUCGACUUUUCAAAGAACAAGAUUAAUCUUGCCAACACACGACUGUUGGCGACAGAGGCAGUGGGAUCAUUCCGUGCACUAAGAUAUCUGGACAUGUCAGAGUGUGGACUCUUUGGAGACUCACUGAGGACUCUGCUCAUGUCACUUGUUGCCAACAAGUUGCUGCCCAGAUACUCCCUAACGCUGAACGUCUCGAACAAUGGCUUCUCGGGCAAGUCGUCGACCGUGCUAUGCGAACUCCUGAAGGAGAGCACGUUCUUAGGCGGACUGGACAUCUCGAUGAACAGCUUUUCGACUCAGAAUCUCGUCGACAUCAUGGCUGCGAUGGCCGGUCUGUCAGGCAUGACAGCUUUUAACAUUGGCUACAACAACACAUCAGUCUCUGACGAUGCACUUAUCGCUGGCGUCGUCGACUUUGCGCACCGACAUCAACAACUCACCAAGCUUGGCGUGGCAGUGCACCGCGGACUGGCGGCCUCUCUCCACCCAUUGAUCCAAGCUCUGUACAACAACAAAUCGAUCACGGCACUCGACAUCACUGGCAACGACAUGAACGAUCAUGGCGCAUGUCUUUUGGCCGACUGUCUUCGCAACAACAAGUGUCUGCAGAAGCUGUUUGUGUCGGGCAACAAAUUCACCGCUGUCGGAUGGCAGUCACUCGCUUCGCCAUUCGUAUUCUAUCGCAACACCUCGCUGACCAAGCUGGAGCUGCCCAAGCCAAGCGACCAGCUAAUGACCAGCGACUCUAACCUACAAGUGCUGUCAACUGAGCGACGUCAACAACUAGAGGCAUCGUUCCAAUUGAUACGACUGCAUCUCGAACUCAACAAGAACCGAGUGUCUGCUGCCAGUAGGUUCAGCUACCUCCCAAGCAGCGAUCCUCCCCUCUACGUCAAGCCACCUGCAUCCGUGCCCGAACAUCUGGCACACCAAGAGGGCAGCUUAUCAUCGUCAUCAUCUCCAACGCUGAAAGGAAGUCUGAGCAGUAGCAACAUGAGCAAUGGAAGUAACGGCAGCAGCAGUGGCAGUGGCAGUAGUAAUGGUAGCAGCAAUCACAAGUCAAUGAUCCCAUCAAUAUUUGCCAAGCCAAUCAACUCAUUCACAAAGCCAAUCAACAGUCUCUUGCACAUGGCCGACAUGAAGGAGAUCCCAGAGGUGGGCUACAGUCCAGCCAGGAAGAUGUCCGUGCCCAACACCUGGAAUGACGAUGACUGGAAGCAACAACAAGCAUCAACCAAUGGCCAAGAUGAUGAAUAG